This is a messenger RNA of Penicillium waksmanii, 2337 nucleotides long. RefSeq lists its product as uncharacterized. Bases 1 to 2337 code for a protein of 778 amino acids. The record is from RefSeq and is a predicted model, not a curated record. The transcript has a single exon. Lineage: Eukaryota; Fungi; Ascomycota; Eurotiomycetes; Eurotiales; Aspergillaceae.
AUGGCGAUAUGGCCCUUUGGCCGUAAAAACAAGCGCCACACCAUUCAAGUGAGCGCCGAAGAAGCAGAUGUCCUGCAGACAUCGUUGGAACGUGAAGCACCUCCCGCCGAGCCCACGUUGGCCCGCAAACCCUCCCGCCGCCGAUCGAUCCGUCAAGCUCAUCGUCUCUCGCGCAACGGCGAUGGAUCCGAGAGUCUUCGCGGUUCGGCACGUUUAUCGGUGACUCGCCCCAUCUCGUUCCUGGACCAGCGGACCUCCGAACCAGAGGAUCGUGCCCGACCCGAUGGUCCUCCCCGACCACUCUCCCGAACCGGUUCGUUGCUAAGGAAGAACCCCCAAAAUGGAUAUACCGGACCCAACAAGCUGCGCAAGAGUAAACGCAGGACCGACGAGGCCAUCCGAGAACGAGAAAUCAAAAUGUUAUCCUCCACUCCCAUCGAUAUCCCGCAUCGCUCCGCUGGCGUGGCCGGUGGUGACUAUGUGUUGGAACACCGGCGCCGCAGAGCGGCCGGCCGACGCGCCGACCGCUACCUGUCAGAUAUCAGCCUUUCGAUUCGUGACUCAGCCGCAUCUUCCAUGUCAGACGCCUCCGAUCCCUAUACUUACAAGGUCAACGCGUUCGCUGCGUUGACCCCUCGUCCCGUUGUGCGAUAUGUGGAGGCCCCCCGACCGACGACGGUGAGAAGCAACACUGAACCCACUGGCCCAGGUCGACAAGAUAAGAAUAAAAUGCAAGCGAUGAACAUGUCGCAGGAGGACCUCUACUACUCCAGACGGCGGGUCAAUGAGUUGGCCGAUUCGCUAGAUGCCAGUACAUUGCGCGAGUUGCUCGAUCGUGAUCGCCGUCGUCGCGAGAAGAAGCAGAUCGACGACACAGAGAAGCUGCGCCGUAAGCUACAAGAACGAGCGGAUGCGCAAGAGACCGAGGGCGAGAAGGACCAAGUGGAAGCCCAAGAACAAUCCCAACCACAACCCAUCGAAACACAGGAGCCUCAAUCACAAGUCGAGGAGCCACCAGUCGAAACCCCGGAGGAGGUAUACAAGGAGCAUGUCGUGGAGACUAUACCCGAAGAAACCACUGGUACAUCCCCCGAAGAGCAAACCGACUCUGGUUUGCAUGGUGAACCCAAGGGUACCGAUGCUGUCGAAGUAAGCGAAUCUCGACGCGAAUCCCUCGAAAGCGCUCAUGUCAUUCGACCUGUCGAAGAACGCUCCACUCGUGAGCCGAAGCUGGUCCCCCGGCCCAGCUUUGCUCCUUCACACGAGAUGGGAAUGUCCCGAACCACACUCUCGCCUUCCCACUCCUCCCUGCGUCAUGGUGUCAACAGUAGCCAUUCGCAAAACUUUGGUAUUGGAUCUGCCUCUGAUAUCUCUGAUCGUCGGCCAUCUGAGACCAGCGGCCACCGCAACGGUAGUAACACGAUUACAUCGUUGUUCCGACGCGGUUCUUCUCGCCUCAAGCGUCGUUACCGCGAACGCUUCCAAGAAUCCAGCCCCGAUGUCUCGAACGCGUCCCAUGAAUCGUUCUAUAAGAUCCAGACCCAAUCCUCACCACCUCAAAACUCCGCCGUGAUUAUCCCUCCCCGUUCCUUUGUCCAACCCACUGGAAUUGUGAAGCGUUCACAAUCUAAAUUCACGGAGCACUUUGGCGAUGAUGAUGACACAGCUCUAUCGCCCUCCGACUCCCGACUUCAGUCUCCUGAUAUUCCCGAGCAAGUGCCCGAAUCUUCAUUAGAGACUGAGAAUGAGGGCACCUUCUUGCACGGCCCGACACCUACCCCCGGCAUGGAUAUUAUCAACCCAAACAAACGCCGCCACCAAUCCUGGAACGAGAGCAUCGACGCCGAAUCCGACAAUGUCCCACUCUCCCAGUCACUCGCUUCAAUUGAUUCUGAGGGCUCUUGGAUGUCUGGACAAUUCUUCCGCCGCAUGUCGCAGAAGAAGCCCAGCAGCCCAGUUCGAACUCACAUGAACUCAUUCGGCGCCGUCCCAGCGGACGGUUCUGCCGAUGUUCACGACGACGCGCGAGACUCGGUUGACUCCCGCAGCAUCAUGAGCAAUGUGAUGGGCGAACCCGAGAUGGAGACUGAUACAGCUGCUGCCGGUGCCAAAAAACCCUCUGAGAUGUGGCACCAUGAAGUUGGACGACGUCCGAUGAUUGUCAACCCAGCCAAUCGCCCCAAGUCCAACCAAGGCAUGCUGCUCAAGAGCAUUCCUUCGCUCUCGCCCAUCUCUGCCGAGGACGGCCACAGCUCCGAGGAAGAGACCGCUCCGCCCGUUGGCGUGCAACGUAUCGUUAGCAUGCAUGGCGAGAUCGGCCACAUUGAGCAAGAGUGA